Molecule: messenger RNA, 2628 nt
Organism: Anopheles nili
Lineage: Eukaryota; Metazoa; Arthropoda; Insecta; Diptera; Culicidae
Gene: tgo
Product: aryl hydrocarbon receptor nuclear translocator homolog
Exons: 12
Coding region: 1-2628 (875 amino acids)
Biological process (GO): regulation of transcription by RNA polymerase II
Cellular component (GO): transcription regulator complex; nucleus; cytoplasm
Molecular function (GO): DNA-binding transcription factor activity, RNA polymerase II-specific; protein dimerization activity; RNA polymerase II cis-regulatory region sequence-specific DNA binding
Source: RefSeq, a predicted model, not a curated record
AUGUACGCGUACGCGCAGGGUGGCUCACAAGGGCCGCCACAUUACGCGGCCCCGGGCAACGCGUACCUGGCCGGCCCGCACCACCACCACCCGUACCCGGCCUACCAUCAUGGUGGGUCACCGACGCCGCCUUCAACCAUCACCUCGUUCAACAAUGUACCUGGCCCAUCGACGCUGCUCGGCCACCAUUACGCCUCGCCGCAUCACAUGCCCCCGCCACCACCUCCACCGCUGCCGAGUGCGGCCAGUGCGGGGGUGGCGGUGGCUGCCGUCUCCCACAACCACCAGGCGGCGGCUGCGGCAGCUGCGGCGGCGGCGGCCGUGGCGGCUGGCGUGUCCCCGAUGCAGACGGACCCACAGUUGACGGAGUUGGCGCCCUCGCUGGGUGGGAUCACCAAACGAAGAAGGUCUGAUGAGGAUACAUCCAGUGGUAACAAAUACAACAGAAUGGACGAUGACAACGUGCAGGACAAGGAGCGUUUCGCCAGUAGAGAAAACCACUGCGAAAUCGAGCGGCGGAGGCGAAACAAAAUGACUGCCUACAUCACGGAGCUGUCGGACAUGGUGCCGACCUGCAGUGCCCUGGCGCGGAAGCCGGACAAGCUGACGAUCCUGCGGAUGGCUGUGGCGCACAUGAAGGCAUUAAGAGGAACCGGCAAUACCAACACGGAUGGAUCGUACAAACCAUCCUUUCUAACCGAUCAGGAGCUGAAGCACCUGAUACUGGAAGCCGCAGAUGGAUUUCUGUUUGUGGCGGGCUGUGAUACGGGACGCAUCAUCUACGUGUCCGACUCGGUGACACCGGUGCUGAACUACUCCCAGAACGAGUGGUACAGCGGGAGCCUGUUCGAUCACAUCCAUCCGGACGACAUCGAGAAGGUGCGUGAGCAGCUCUCGACGCAGGAACCGGUCAAUAGCGGGCGGAUACUGGACCUCAAGACCGGCACAGUCAAAAAGGAAGGCCAUCAAUCAUCGAUGAGAUUAUGUAUGGGCUCGAGACGAGGGUUCAUCUGCCGGAUGCGGAUCGGUCCGCUGACACCGGAAUCGAUGGCACUUGGGCAUCUGAACCGACUGCGGCGGAAAAAUUCACUCGGCCCAUCCCCCGACGGUCACAGUUACGCGGUGAUGCACUGCACCGGUUACAUCAAGAACUGGCCACCGACAGAUAUGUUUCCAGGCGUAACCAUCGAUCGGGGGCAGGACGACGAGCUGCACAACACGCACUGCUGUCUGGUGGCGAUCGCACGGCUUCAGAUCACCUCCUCGACCACGGCGAACGAUCUGAACGCGAACAAUCCGAACGAGUUCAUCUCGCGCCACGCCAUGUGCGGAAAGUUCACGUUCGUCGAUCAGCGGGUGAUUGGUGUGCUGGGAUACCAGCCGGUUGAUCUGCUCAACAAGAGCUGCUACGAUUUCUUCCAUCCGGAUGAUAUUGCGCACAUGAAGGAAAACUUCGACCAAGUUCUCAAGCAGAAGGGUCAGAUGUUCUCCGUCAUGUACCGGUUCCGGGCGAAGAACAAGGAGUGGGUUUGGAUGAGAACGCAGGCGUACGCCUUCCUCAACCCGUACACGGACGACAUCGAGUACGUGGUGUGUACGAACAGCUCCGCGAAGGCACUCCACUCGACGCAUGACUCGGUGACGGCACCGGAACAGACGGAUACACCCGUCGCAUCCUAUCCGGCGCCCGGGCUGGACUACACGCUGCCCGGUCGAAGGGAAACGACCCCGUCCAGCAACAUCUACAAUCCUCACAAUCUGAUUUCACACUUGCCAUCGCAGCCGCAGACAGCAGCGCAGGCGGCCGCCGCUAGCAGUAUUCAACGACCGGAAAGCGCACACAACGCCGUGCAAUAUAGCUACAAUCCGACACCAUCGCCAAUACAGUACGGUUCUCCGGGAACGCCUAGUGGUGGUGCGACGGGCGCGUUAGGGCACAUUUCCAAAACUAACAAUACCUCGCCAACGCCGGCAGCAACCGCGUGGACUCUACGGCAGCCACAACCCGUCACCGAAGGUUACCAGUACAGUGAACUAAGUCCGAACCGAUCACCGACCGGGCCGACCUACACCCAGCUCAACGCCUCCCGCCAGACGUCAACCUUUACGCCGUCAUCGCAAGCUGGACCGGGUAUCUGGAGUGGUUGGCAAUCGCAUCAUCACAACACGGGACCGGAACCGAUGCAAACGGGUGGUUCCGGUGGUACGACUAACGGUCCCGGUGCGCCACACACCACCGUGGGGCUCGCCCAAGAAAUGGCCACUGAUAACGCGCAGCAACAACACAUGCAACAGCAGCAGCAGCAGCAACAACAGCAACAUCCGGCCCUCCACGGUACGGGUGGUGGUGGAGGAGGCGGUGGGGGUGCUGGUGGAGGUGGCGCAUCGCACCACGUCCCGCCUCAUCCGCAACACCCGCACGCGCAUCAUCCGGUGCAGCAUCCGCACCACGCGCACCAUCAUCACCACCAUCAUCCGGGACAGAUUCAUCCCGGGCAUCAUCCGGUCGUAGGGCAACAUCCGGGCCAAGGACACGAACUAACCGAUAUGCUGCAGAUGCUCGACCAGAGCGGGACCACCUCCUUCGAGGAUCUCAACAUUCACAUGUUUAACACGCCGUUUGAAUGA